Molecule: messenger RNA, 703 nt
Organism: Rhipicephalus microplus (southern cattle tick)
Lineage: Eukaryota; Metazoa; Arthropoda; Arachnida; Ixodida; Ixodidae
Source: RefSeq, a predicted model, not a curated record
AUGUCCGAGGAAACAGCCUUCUCCACGGAGCUCUUAAUCGAUGCUAUUAAGCACUACCCAGUGCUUUUUGACAAAUGUCAUCCGCGAUACAAGGAAGUGGAGUACAAAAAGGAGCUGUGGAUGAAAAUAGCAAAGGACUUAGGAGUUACCGGUCAGAAUGUUACAAGGAAGAAGGCACGGGCCAGGGUGAAGUUGAAGCGACAUAAAUACAGCGACACUCUUGAAGUCGACACAGAAGACCUCGAGAGGUGCGGCAGCAGCACGUCAGACAUUAGCAGUCGUCAGGCAGAAACCACCGACAGUCCUGAAACGCAACAAGAGACUGAUGUCCUUGAAACAGAAGGAGAGGAGGCAAAUACAAGUGCACCAAGGCCCAGGAAGUGUCGUCGAGGGUAAAAAAACCGAAAGACGAUUUUCAAUGAAGCAGCUACAUCUUUGGAUGGGGCAGCGGCAUGUUUUGACCAUCUAAAAACAGCACGCGAAGGCCGAGAACAACAAAAAGACGUCCUGUACCAUUUUGGACUCACGAUAGUUGGGAUGCUUCCCACGCUGCCUUUAGACGACCAGUUAGACACAAUGCAUGAGGUGCAAAAUUUGGUUUACCAUAAAGUGAAGGAGGUUAAAGAUUGCAAAAAAUUGGAGUAAUUGGAGUGCAAAUAAAGCCUGAUUUUGCCCCGUUUCCACACAAGUUGUGCUUUCAUAA